AUGAAAUCCCAUGUACCUGUCGCGUUAUCCUUCCUGGGUUUUACCAGUCUAUGUGCCGCAGCCAAUACCGAAAGUGGCUAUUUAGCAACCAUAACCCUCGCACCGACCGCCUCCGGAGCCGCCGCUUUUGACCUUGAGGAAAAACGCGCAGAAUGUUUCCAAUCAUGCUACAAGACUUAUGGAAACUUUAACUCUUGCAGUAGAGGAGGCCUUGAGAUGUGUUGGUGCAAUGCGUCUGUGGACUGGGUUGAAAGAGAGGAGGAUUGUGUUUGGAGUAUUUGCGGUCCAUCUGCUUAUAAUGAAUAUGCUACUGUUCUGAGCAGGGUUUGCGAGACUGUUACGGCUUCUGAUAAUCAGGCAGUUGAGACGGGAUCAACCUCUUCUGAUCAAAAGACCACUUCAGCUACAACUUCGACUACCGGGCAGACAUCAGCUGAAACUACAAGUGCGCCUGAAACACCUGAGCCUUUGGCUUCUGAUAGUGGUACCAGGACAACCAGUGGUGAGGCAGCGGCAGCUACAAGUGCUGAACCUAAUGGAGGUUUGAAAAUGACUUCGUCUGUUGGUGUUGUUUUUGCUAUUAGCGCGCUUCAGCUUGUCAUUCUGGCUUUUUGA
Messenger RNA from Fusarium pseudograminearum CS3096, 615 nucleotides. RefSeq lists its product as uncharacterized. Lineage: Eukaryota; Fungi; Ascomycota; Sordariomycetes; Hypocreales; Nectriaceae. The coding region runs from base 1 to 615 and encodes 204 amino acids. The transcript is spliced from 3 exons. The record is from RefSeq and is a predicted model, not a curated record.